CCAAAUCGUGCCACACUAUCGACCAUGACGGCGAUUUGUUUCGUUUGUAAUCUGCCGAUCCUCAGUCACCAGGUCGGUCUGAUAUGGCAGGGCGGCAACGGUUGGGACGAUCUCGUCCGCGAGCAAGUCGAGGAGUCUACCUUGAAGCAGCGACUGGGGACAGGUCGCCGAGACUCUGCCGCCCAGAUCUCGCCGCCAAACGAGAUCCAGGAGCCGUCACCGAUGGCUCAAGGCCGUCGACGGCGCUCGUCCUUGGCCCAACUGACGGACAUCCUGCGGGAAUGGGGUGGCGGUGGGAGCAGCGGAAGCAGCAGCGCCACCAAGACCGGCGGCAGCACCCGCGGCAACAAGCUGAGCCGGCGCGAGACUCUCGCCGACAUUGCCAAGUCACUGCCCUGGUCCAGGCAGACCACCACCGACUCGACUCAUCUCGCCUCUCUGAGGAAGAGGCGCGAAAGCUCCGUUGACAGCGGCAUAAGGAGCCAAGUGUCGACAAAAUCGCGCCGGGAGUCCGCCAUCAAUGAUUUUAAGAAUGACUUGGCCAGACUUUGGAGCAAAAAAGAUGCCCAGCCUCAGCAACAGCCCCCACCUACUGUCCUCUCGCCCACACUGCGCAGAGGAUCUGGAGAGUCUAAGAACUCACGUCGCGGUUCCAGCGAGAGCUCAAGGUCAAGACGGGAUUCGGUUUACGGACAGACGCCCAGCCCUGGGGAGCGGAUCCAUCAUUGCCGACACUAUAAGCGUCGACAAUCCCAGCAGUCGGUCGAGCUAAACCAGGGUGGCGGUAACGCCGGUGCCAAGUACUAUAGAAGCGACCAACGGCCAAGUGCAUCGAGUACCGACAGUGCGACCAGUAAUGCCGUCAGAGAGCACCUGGAGGCUCGCAAGUGCCACCACGAACGAGCCGGUAGUUUUGAAUCCAAAGGGACUACAAUGUCAACGAUAGCCACGAGCACGAGCGACGUAAAGCACUUGACCCUCGAGCCGAAUAUCCAGCCACCAAUGAUCGUCAUGUCAUCGGUGACGCCGCCCCCGGUGUCCCCCAUAGCCGUUAAUAGCUUGCCUCUGCCGGGAACCUCGUUAUCCGGUGGUUCCAGUCCAAUAGGCGCGCCCAACAUCGGCGGCACUCCACUCCAUCCGCUCAUCACCACAAGAAGGGAUUCGACUACUCAGUGUUAUUACAAAACAAAGGAAACAUCGCCAAAUAAACUAAGAUUAACGAGACAAGCAACAGCGAUAGACGAAUCAUUGCCACCACCAGGUCGCCGGGGAAGCCAACCAACUUUAUCACCAGAUCCCGAUGACGGAGGUCGCAAAGCAAGAAGAGAUUCCCUUAGUCCCGAUUCAGCUUCUUACCCGAGACGUCGGGAUUCCAGAAGUCACUUAAGUCCCGAUAGGAAUACCGUAGAUAAAAGAGAUAUAAGUCCUAUAAGGUCGAGGAAGGGGAGGCUAAAAAGACAAUCUACGUCAAUAGCGGGACGACCACCUAGAUCUCCCGAUAGCUCAUCAUGCUCAUCAAGGGAUCCUAGUCCGUGUGGUCGUCUUCCUGGAAGUACGCAACAUGCACCUGUGAUAAGAAGACAAUCAACGACGGAAGAAAUUUUAAUAGCACGUGGAUUUCGGCGUCAAAGUACAACUGAAGAGAUGAUACGUUGUCGAAACUUUAGAAGGCAAAGUUCACAAAGCGACGACCAGGUACAAAGAUAUCGAGGGAGACGAGACAGUUCAGCUCAAAUAACCGAUGGGACUUUUGCAUCCAUGACCAUUGAAACAUCAAGUACCUUUUUUGACACAAGUACACAAACGGAACCAUCUCCGCUUUAUGAUAACAACCACUACCAUGAGGAGUGCCUAAAAUGUAACAGUUGUGGUCUCAACCUCACGGGACCUAAUCAAAAACGGGCGCGCAGGUUUAAAAAUCAAAUCCUUUGCGACUUACAUUUUGCCGACGUGGCGCUGAUGGAGUGUUCGGAUUUCAUGCAGCAGUUGCGCAGCUUCAAGCCCCAAAGUUUAGGCUGCGCAGUUGCCAGAAGAAAAUCAUCGACUACCCUUAUAUUUCCGCUUCCGCCACAGGCUUGCUCAGAUGAAUUCUGCCAAGAGUACCCACAUAAUCUACUGCCGACGCCCGGCUAUUGGAUCGAGUGCUCACGUCAGCAAAUUACAACCGACACGAUCUACGAUGAGAGCGAGAGCGACCGGGAGGGCACGGACAUCGAUCAGCAAGCGGAGCAAUUGCAGCAGGAGUUAGAGCAGCCACUUUCGAUCGGGAAUAACGCGAUGCGACACAGUAAUAGGCAGGAGCAGGACUGUCUUUUCGAGGAAAACGAGCUCGACGGCGACGAGUCACCGAAAAAGAAAACCGUAAUUGAAGAACAGUGGGAGAAGAGUCAGGGUUUCGAGCUUACCUCCGUCGAGCAGGAGACGUACGAGAAAUACUUUUAUGGGACCGAGCACUGGAAUUAUUUUACCAACGACGAAGACUUGGGGCCCGUUAUACUGAGCAUCAAGCAAGAGAUGUUAAACAGCAGGGACCAGUUUCGUAUACUAGUACGGGCUAUCAGCUACACGGUGCACGGUCUCAUACCUGCCAGCUGCGUCUUUGCCGAUAGUGGUAAAAAGCUUAGGGAAAGAGGUAAACAUCAAUCCAACAUCAAUCCUCCGCUGACACUUGGGCAACUUCCCGACACCCCCGAGGAGCUGCUCAAGUUAGAUCAGGUUUUCAUCAAGUCGGAGUUGAAAGUUGGCGUGAUCUACGUGCAGGAGGGUCAGUACGCGGAGGAGGAGAUCCUUGACAACAACGACGAAUCGCCGAGUUUCGAAGAAUUUCUGCAAAUACUCGGGGAGAAGGUGAGACUAAAAGGUUUCGAUAAGUAUAAGGGCGGCCUCGACACCGUUCACGAUCUCACCGGACUCUACUCCGUUUACACCAAUUGGCGAGGAAUCGAAAUCAUGUUUCACGUCUCGACGAUACUGCCCUAUGAAAAGCACGAUGUACAAAAACUGCAAAGAAAAAGGCACAUUGGCAACGACAUUGUUUGCGUAGUUUUUCUCGAAGCAGAUAAUACAAGUUUUAGUCCAGCUUGCAUAAAGUCACACUUUUUACAUACAUUUAUUCUCGUCCGUGUAAGUCCACGUAUUAAAAGGAAAAUCACGCGAUACGAGGUAUCCGUGGUUACUAGAGAUGAAGUUGGCGCCUAUAAACCUUACCUUUGGGAGCAAAGUGUCUUUGAAAAAGGACCGAUGUUUCGCGAAUGGAUACUAACGAAGAUAGUGAAUGGCGAGCGAGCGAGUUAUUCUGCGCCGAAAUUCGCUAGGAUGCAAGAAAGAACGAGAAGUCAAAUGCUUGAAGAUAUAGUAGCAAAUUUAGCAAAUCAUGCUGAAACUGGACAAAUACCGAAACCUUAUAGGCGUGGAUCAUGGAGACCAAUUGGUCAUAUGAGACCAUCGUCGCCAUUAUUAGACUCUGUUAGAGAUCAAUUUGAAGAUUACGAUCAAUUGGCCAAGGACUUUACUAGAGUAUUUUUAAAUAAUGCCGAAAACUUAGCUAUUAAUGCAAAUUUAUUUGACGUAUCGUUCCUGGUGCCUGGUCAACAAAAACAAAAAGUUCGAUUUAUAGGGGUACGAGCCAUUCUAGGUGUUAGAAGCCGCGUUUUUCAAGAAAUGCUUUAUGGAAUUCAAGCAGGUUUUGGAAGUCCACAAGUGCCGGUUGCUGAAUUAUUAGCUAGACCAGCACCAACGCUACUCAGUCCACAAAAGCCAAAGAGUUCAAAUUUUCUGCAGGUGCCGGACGUUGAAAGUCCUAGGCCUAAAAGUGUGCCGUCCUCGCCAAUGGUAAAGCGGGCAUUCUCGAGGCUGGGCACGAUAACCGCUGGCUGGGGUCGUAGCAUACGUAAACACGGCAGCAACACACUGUCCAGCGAGGAUAGGAAGCGCUGGGCCAGCUCCCAGGAUUGUAGUAAUAAAGACAUGAAAGACAAAGACAAGGCGGCUCAAUCGCUAGCCGUUCCCCGACUAAGCGUUUGCGCCGAUGCGCAGAAAGUCGAUCGAACGAAAUUAGCGCAGACUGAGUUCGACAUCAUAGAAUUCGACCCGGAGACAUUCCGCAUCCUACUGGACUACCUGCACACGGGCUCCUGCCCAUUGACUUGCAGCAACAUUCCCGGCCUCAUUUGCGCGGCUGAGCACUACGAUCUUCCCGAGCUUCUGCAGGCGUGCUUUCACCACGCCAAACAAUUUUUGCGCAUUGAGAUUGUGUGCGUGAUGCUCUGCGCCUUGGAGAACUAUUAUUGGCGCUACACCUCGGCCUCCGAGCUCGUCAACAUGAUCCUCGCCUUCGUGGAAACCCGGGCCUUUCAGCUCUUUCAAAAUCCCGAUUUCCUCAUGCUCAGUGAAUCUAUGGUACAGAUGAUCAUGAAUCGUAGCCUCGAGGUCGUGGAGAUCAAGAAAUUUGAGGCGAUGCUUAAUUGGGCGAAGCAUCGAAUUAAAUCUAUGUCGGACGUCGACGCCAACAUCGAGUUCAAGCAUAUUAUGGAGAGACUCAGCAAAGAUCUCAAACUUUACAGGAUUACACCACAGGAGCUUAUUAAGGUGAGAUGGGCUUUUACGAACUUUUUAGAUCCCUUUCAAAGCUCUCCUUUAUCGAAACUUCUUGAAUUAAAAUGGCCCCUCAACGCAACAUCUUCGCAAUUUAGUUUCCUGCUAAUCGGCGCAUAUUAUUUACAUCGACCAACGAUUAUUUCAUUAAUAUUUUGCUUUUCAGAUUGUAUUGCCCUCGAAAUCAUAAGUCACGGGAGAAUUCUUGAAACCUUGAUGUUCCAAGCAAACUCUGGAAUGUAUCGAAACGUCGAUGAUUACCUGGAGGCCUACCAGAAUCGACUUCAAAAUCAAGAAAGUCUCGACGGUGGCUUAUAAGUGCACGCAUUGAUUGCUGAAACUGAAAAGAAAGCUAAGAUACCUGAUAAUUUUAAGAACAAGCAUGACUUAAGAACUCAAGUUUCUAUAUAAACUUUCGAUAAGUAAUGUACAGAAACAAUUCCUAAAUCUCUCACUUACAGAAAUACAAUAAACCUUAACGAGAUAAUAGGACGAGCGUUUCUUAACGAGAUAUGUAGCUUUCUUGCUAGAAUAGAAGAGAAUCGAAGAGCAAAUAACAUUGAAAUAAACUUUGAUGGCGUUAAAAAGUCUGAUAAAUAUAUGUGAAGAAAAAAAAUAUACAAAGUGUCGAGGAAUUUCCACUGGAAAUGUUUGGGUAUAAUACUUUUUGAAACAA
Molecule: messenger RNA, 5269 nt
Organism: Ceratosolen solmsi marchali
Lineage: Eukaryota; Metazoa; Arthropoda; Insecta; Hymenoptera; Agaonidae
Gene: rsh
Product: Rap GTPase activating protein radish
Biological process (GO): regulation of small GTPase mediated signal transduction
Cellular component (GO): cytoplasm
Molecular function (GO): GTPase activator activity; protein binding
Source: RefSeq, a predicted model, not a curated record